GUAGCCUGUGUGAAAACUGUUUCUGUAGAUGCUACGCAUAUAUUUCUGACAUCCGGAUUCCUAAAACCAAGUCAUUCGACGCACAUCCGAAAACUCGAAAUUCUCAGCGCACAUUUCGACCAAAGACCAUGUCAAAGGCGCAGCAACUUUUGGCCAGGGACCAACUGACGGCCAUUGCGGAGGAGGAGGCGCGUCGCAAACGCGCCGUAAUGCGUCAAAGUUAUGGUAACAAGUUCUCCAGCAUCAAUCUGCACCGGAUGCGCCAGAAGCAGACGACCAGUGGCGGCGAUCUGAUCGCAAGCAAAGCAUCCACAAUGGAAACCAAUGCCGUUGCUUCUGCUGAGCCGCCCAUCAAGGAGAAGGACCCCACUUUGCGUCGCAUUGCCUCCAGUUUUGCGCACGUGCGAGAUUCAGUGGUCAGUGGCAGCUCGGUCGCCUUGCCGCUGGAGGACAGCGAGGACGAUGCUCGCGAGGAGCGCGCCGAGGUGCUCAUUUGCAGUCAGACAAUGCCGCUACCCAAGCCACCCUGCGACACCGAUGAGCUGCUCGCCGACUUGCCACCCACUUGCAGCCCUCAGCUCGAGCUCGAAUCUGAGCUCGAACCUGAGCCCAAACCUGAGUCCAAACAUGAGUCCAAACCUGAGUCCGAACGCCCAAGCAAAGCUGCCGACCUAAAGUUAUCCAAAGCACUGCCCGAGCCGCUGCUGCCCACCGAAUCGCGUGCCUUCGAGCGCUGGCAGCAGCUGGGCAGCACGGUUUCCGCACUCUUCCGUGCCCGGCGGUACAUCGACGCCACCGAGACGCCCAUGGCGCAGACCCGACGUUUGCGGGAGCAGCGCGAGCUGCUGGAGGCCUUCACCCGGCCGUUUCUGUACGAUGCCUACAGGAGGCAGGAGUAGCCAGUGGGCGUGGCCCGCCUGAUAAACGAUAAAAGGCAGCCAAAAACGGCGCCAUCCACCCAAUCCCCAAUCCAUUGAAAAUUCAAAGAAAUCAACGCGCAGUGUAUACGAUUAAAUUCAAUUCAUUGGA
This is a messenger RNA of Drosophila yakuba, 1029 nucleotides long. RefSeq lists its product as uncharacterized. The record is from RefSeq and is a predicted model, not a curated record. The transcript is spliced from 2 exons. The coding region runs from base 129 to 899 and encodes 256 amino acids. NCBI's taxonomy places the organism in Eukaryota, Metazoa, Arthropoda, Insecta, Diptera, Drosophilidae.